Messenger RNA from Mandrillus leucophaeus (drill), 4060 nucleotides. It is a transcript of the gene CTC1, whose product is annotated as CTS telomere maintenance complex component 1. The transcript has 23 exons. NCBI's taxonomy places the organism in Eukaryota, Metazoa, Chordata, Mammalia, Primates, Cercopithecidae. Gene Ontology annotation, biological process: telomere maintenance via telomere lengthening; positive regulation of DNA replication. Gene Ontology annotation, cellular component: CST complex. Gene Ontology annotation, molecular function: single-stranded DNA binding; telomeric repeat DNA binding. The record is from RefSeq and is a predicted model, not a curated record. Bases 46 to 3699 code for a protein of 1217 amino acids.
CCCAACGAGCAUCCGCACCUCCCGAAGGCGGAGCUCCGGCGCAUCAUGGCGGCUGGCGGGGCUCAUUCCUCUUCCUCUGAACAAGCCUGGCUUGAGGAUGCUCAGGUCUUCAUCCAAAAGACCCUGUGUCCAGCUGUCAAGCAGCCUCAUGUCCAGUUGACUCCAUUGGUAAUUGAUUGUGUGAAGACUGUCUGGUUGUCCCAGGGAAGGAAUCAAGGUUCUACGCUGCCCCUCAGCUAUAGCUUCGUCUCAGUACAGGACCUCAAGACUCACCAGCAUCUCCCAUGCUGUAGCCAUCUGUCCUGGAGCAGUACUGCAUACCAGGCCUGGGCCCAAGAGGCUGGACCAAAUGGGAGCCCCCUUCCCCGAGAGCAGCUGUUGCUUUUAGGGACACUAACAGACCUACCGGGGGACUUGGAACAAGAGUGCAGGAACGGAAGCCUCUAUGUGAGAGAUAACACUGGCGUCCUGAGCUGUGAGCUCAUCGACCUGGACCUUUCUUGGUUGGGCCAUCUUUUUCUGUUCCCCCAUUGGAGUUACCUCCCUCCUGCCAGGUGGAAUUCCUCAGGGGAGGGGCACUUGGAGCUGUGGGAUGCCCCUGUGCCAGUGUUUCCUUUGACCGUCAGUCCUGGCCCGCUCACUCCUAUCCCUGUCCUCUACCCGGAGAGUGCUUCCCGCCUGCUCAGGCUCAGAAACAAGCUCAGAGGUGUGCAGCGAAACCUGGCUGGGAAUCUGGUUCGAUUGAGUGCUCUGGUGAAAAGUAAGCAGAAAGCUUACUUCAUCCUGUCUCUUGGUAGAUCACCCCCAGCUGUCACCCACGUGUCUGUCAUCGUGCAGGUCCCUGCCCAGCUGGUGUGGCACAGAGCCCUUCGGCCUGGUACAGCCUAUGUGCUGACAGAACUGCGAGUGUCCAAGAUCCGUGGUCAGCGCCACCAUGUUUGGAUGACCAGUCAGUCCUCCCGUUUGUUGCUGCUGAAACCAGAAUGUGUGCAGGAGCUGGAACUGGAGCUGGAAGGACCCCUCUUAGAGACUGAUCCCAAACCACUCCCCAUGCCCAGCAUUUCCGAGGACGAGAAGGAUCCAAAAGGUCUUGUCCGGUAUUCUAGACUCCUGUCCUAUUCGGGAGCAGUGACUGGUGUGUUGAAUGAGCCCGCUGGCGUCUAUGAGCUGGAUGGGCAGCUGGGGCUCUGCCUUGCCUACCAGCAGUUCCGUGGCCUCAGGCGUGUGAUGCGACCAGGAGUGUGUCUGCAGCUCCAGGAUGUUCACCUGCUCCAGUCAGUGGGUGGGGGGACAAGAAGGCCAGUGCUCGCCCCCUGCCUCCGAGGCGCCGUUCUGCUUCAAAGCUUCUCUCGUCAGAAGCCUGGGACUCACUCAUCCCGUCAAGCCUACGGGGCCUCCCUGUAUGAGCAGCUGGUGUGGGAACGUCAGUUAGGACUUCCCCUCUACCUGUGGGCUACCAAGGCCCUGGAGGAGCUGGCCUGCAAGCUGUGUCCCCAUGUGCUGAGACACCACCAGUUCCUGCAGCAUUCCUCUCCUGGGAGCCCCGGCCUGGGACUGCAACUCCUGGCUCCUACCCUGGAUCUUCUAGCUCCGCCAGGCAGCCCUGUUCGGAAUCCGCACAGUGAGAUCCUUGAAGAGCCACAUCACUGUCCCCUCCAGAAAUACACUCGGCUACAGACUCCCUCCUCCUUCCCUACUCUGGCCACCCUGAAAGAGGAAGGACAGCGUAAGGCCUGGGCCUCCUUUGACCCUAAGGCCCUUCUGCCCCUCCCGGAGGCCUCGCACCUGUCCAGCUGCCAACUCAAUCGCCGCCUGGCUUGGUCCUGGCUCUGUCUGCUGCCCUCUGCCUUCCACCCAGCCCAGGUUUUACUUGGGGUUCUGGUAGCUUCAUCUCAUAAAGGUUGUCUGCAACUUCGGGACCAAAGUGGCUCCCUGCCCUGCCUGCUCCUGGCCAAGCACUCUCAACCCCUCAGUGACCCACGGCUGAUAGGCUGCCUGGUGAGGGCAGAGAGGUUUCAGUUGAUCAUAGAGAGGGACGUGAGAAGCAGCUUCCCUUCCUGGAAGGAGCUGAGCGUGCCAGGCUUCAUCCAGAAGCAGCAGGCCAGAGUCUAUGUCCAGUUCUUUCUGGCUGAUGCCCUGAUCCUGCCUGUGCCCAGGCCCUCCCUUCAUUCAGCAACACCCUUAAUACCUCAGACAGAUCCCACCAGCCCGGAGGGACCCCACCUAGGACAGAGCCGACUCUUCUUGCUCUGCCACAAGGAGGCCCUCAUGAAGCGGAAUUUUUGUGUCUCUCCAGGAGCAAGUCCAGAGGUGCCCAAGCCCACCCUCAGUUUCUGUGUGUUGGGGAGCUGGCUUGGGGGCACCCAGAGGAAGGAGGGGACUGGAUGGGGGCUGCCCGAGCCCCAGGGAAAUGACGACAAAGAUCAGAAGGUUCACCUCAUUUUCUUUGGCGCUUCAGUCCGCUGGUUUGAGUUCUUGCACCCGGGGCAAGUGUACCGACUCGUAGCUCCUGGCCCCCCUACACCAAUGUUGUUUGAGAAGGAUGGUUCAUCCUGCAUAUCUCGGCGUCCUCUGGAGUUGGCUGCCUGUGCAUCCUGCCUCACUGUCCAGGACAGCUGGACUCUGGAGCUUGAAAGCUCCCAGGAUAUCCAAGAUGUGCUGGAUGCAAACAAGGCACUGCCUGAAUCCUCACUGACCGACCUGCUCAGUGACAAUCUCACAGAUUCCUUGGUGUCUUUCUCCGCUGAGAUUUUGUCACGGACACUGUGUGAACCCCUUGUGGCCUCUCUCUGGAUGAAGCUGGGGAACACGGGGGCCAUGAGAAGGUGUGUGAAGCUAACCGUCGCCCUUGAGACUGCUGACUGUGAAUUCCCCCCUCACCUGGAUGUAUAUAUCGAAGACCCCCACUUGCCUCCCUCACUAGGACUCCUUCCAGGAGCCCGGGUCCACUUUAGCCAGCUGGAGAAAAGGGUUUCCAGAUCUCACAAUGUUUAUUGUUGUUUCCGGUCAUCCACUUACGUGCAGGUCCUGAGUUUUCCCCCUGAGACCACCAUCAGCGUUCCCCUGCCCUACAUCUACCUGGCUCAACUUCUGCAGGGUGGUCAGUCCCCAUUCCAGGCCACUACCUCUUGCCAUAUCGUCUCCGUCUUCAGCCUUCAGCUCUUCUGGGUGUGUGCUUAUUGUACCAGCAUCUGCCCCCAGGGAAAGUGCAGUCGGCUGGGCCCCACAUGCCCUACACAGACAUCUGUAAGCCAGGCCACCAUCAGGCUCCUGGUGGAGGACGGGACUGCCGAAGCCGUGGUGACCUGUAGGAAUCACCAUGUAGCAGCAGCACUAGGGCUGUGUCCUAGAGAGUGGGCCUCCCUCCUGGAGUUCGUGCGAGUGCCGGGCAGAGUGGGCUUGCAGUUUGCAGGGCCUGGAGCCCAACUUGAGUCCUCAGCCAGGGUUGACGAGCCUAUGACCAUGUUCCUCUGGACACUUUGUACUAGCCCCUCCGUCCUCCGACCUAUUGUGCUUUCUUUUGAGCUGGAAAGGAAACCGUCUAAGAUCGUCCCAUUAGAACCUCCUCGGCUACAGCGAUUCCAGUGUGGAGAGCUCCCUUUCCUGACUCACGUGAACCCCAGGCUCCGAUUGUCCUGCCUUUCCAUCCGAGAGUCAGAGCACUCCAGCUCUCUGGGGGCCCUUGCUUCCUCCUGUUAACUGAACUGCAAGGAUGGCCUGAGAGUCCUUCCUUGCUAAAAACCUGAAGGCCUAGGUCCUGGCUCCUCCCCUACUUGCCCUGUGAUUGAACCAAGGACUCCAGAUUCACAAACCGCUACACCACUAUAAUUUCCCUUUGGUGUUCUGGUGCCAGCCUGCCUUGGCGAAACUGUGGAAACAAGAAAUCACGGCACUAUUGAUAUUUCCUCUGACUGGGGACAAGGCAUGUGUAUUCACAGGUGGCUCUGAGCACCUGGGUUCUGACUUUGUGGCCGGAGCUGAGGGAACAAAAGACUUGCUCGCUGUGGGGAUGAUGGUGACAGGCCCAUUGACCUGCAAUGAAGCCCUCUGGUGUCAUUUC